Moesziomyces antarcticus is the source of this 1827-nucleotide messenger RNA. RefSeq names its product glycosyltransferase family 20 protein. Gene Ontology annotation, molecular function: catalytic activity. The coding region runs from base 1 to 1827 and encodes 608 amino acids. Gene Ontology annotation, cellular component: alpha,alpha-trehalose-phosphate synthase complex (UDP-forming); cytosol. The record is from RefSeq and is a predicted model, not a curated record. Gene Ontology annotation, biological process: cellular response to heat; trehalose biosynthetic process. The transcript has a single exon. NCBI's taxonomy places the organism in Eukaryota, Fungi, Basidiomycota, Ustilaginomycetes, Ustilaginales, Ustilaginaceae.
AUGGCGUCCGCUUCAUCUUCGCAGCAGCCGCAGCAGGGCGGCGCUCCCACCGAUCCCGUCACAGCAGCUCAAAAGAAGCACAUCGAGGACUUGUGUCAGUCCGCCCCACCCAUGGAGGGCGCCAGCCUCAUCGUCGUCUCCAACCGUCUGCCCGUCACCAUCAAGGUCGACCCAUCCGUCCCUGGCGGCUACACCUUUUCGCUCUCCUCUGGCGGUCUCGUCUCGGCGCUGUCUGGCUGCAAAAAGACCAUGAACUUCACCUGGAUCGGCUGGCCCGGUCUGUCGGUGCCGCCCAAGGACGAGGAGUACAUCGAGAAGCGCCUGCGCGAGGAGUACAGCUGCCAGCCCGUGUGGAUCUCGGACGAGAUCGCUGACCGCCACUACAACGGCUUCUCCAACUCCAUCCUCUGGCCGCUCUUCCACUACCAUCCGGGCGAGAUGAACUUUGACGAGACCAACUGGCUGGCGUAUCGCGAGGCCAAUCUGCGCUUUGCCGAGAAGAUCCGCAGCAUCGUGCGCCAGGGCGACAUGGUGUGGGUGCAGGACUACCAUCUGAUGCUGCUGCCGCUCAUGCUGCGCACGCUCAUCGAGGGCAGCGAGCAGCAGGGCGCGACAUCGCAGCGCGAGCUCGAGCACGUCAGGCACGGCGUCGAUGGCACGCUCCAGCUCCAGGACGACGACAUGUUAGCCGCUCCCGCCGGCGAUACGUACGGCUCGCUGCGCGGCGUCAGGCCGAGCUCGCCGCCGCCCGACGACGAGGACUACGACGGCCGCGAUCAGGCCACGCGCAGUGCCACGGCAACGGGGCGUGGACUUGGCACGAGCGACGGGUCGAGCGGCCGCGGAUCGAUCAAGAUCGGCUUCUUCCUGCACACGCCCUUCCCCUCGUCCGAGAUCUACCGCAUCCUGCCCGUGCGUCGCGAGAUCCUGCUCGGCAUCUUGCACUGCGACCUCAUCGGCUUCCACACGUACGACUAUGCGCGCCACUUUUUGUCGUCGUGCACACGCAUCCUCGGCCUGCCCACCAUGCCCAACGGCGCCGAGUUCGAGGGCCGUUACGUCCACGUCGGCACCUACCCCAUCGGCAUCGAGCCCAGCCAGUUCGAAGACGGUCUGCAGCGCGAGAGUGUCCAGGAGCGCAUCCGCAGCUUGCAGCGUCGCUUUGAAGGCGUCAAGAUCAUCGUGGGCGUCGAUCGGCUCGACUACAUCAAGGGCGUGCCGCAGAAGCUGCAUGCGCUCGAGACGUUCCUGCAGGACCAUCCGGAAUGGGUGGGCAAGGUGGUGUUGGUCCAAGUGGCCGUACCGUCGCGACAGGACGUAGAGGAGUACCAGAACCUGCGUGCUACGGUCAACGAGGCGGUGGGCCGUAUCAAUGGACGCUUCGGGACGGUGGAGAGUAUGCCGAUCCACUUUUUGCAUCGGUCGGUGAGUUUCGACGAGCUGUGUGCGCUGUAUGCGAUCAGCGAUGCGUGUCUGGUCACCUCGACGCGCGAUGGCAUGAAUCUGGUGUCGUACGAGUACAUUGCAUGCCAGCAGGAGCGUGCGGGCGUCAUGAUCCUCUCCGAAUUCGCAGGUGCCGCACAGAGCCUGAAUGGGUCGCUCAUCUGCAAUCCCUGGGACGCCUUUGCUGUGUCGGACGCCAUCCACGAGGCCCUCACCAUGCCCACCAACGUGCGCAGGGAAAACUUCGAGAAGCUCAGCAGAUACGUCAAGAAACACACCGCUAGCUGGUGGGGCCUCAGCUUUGUCAAUGACCUCAAGAAGAUCAAGGUCGAUGAGGGAGGUGACAGCCCCGGAAACACCUCCAGCCUCUCGUCCCGCCCUUAG